UUUACAUGUAAUCACUAGUCCUUCCACUGCAAGAGUUUUUUCUGUUAAUUAGGACUAGGUGAAAACAUCAGUUUCCAGAGUAGUUGUGAUAUUAAUGUGAACACUCCUCAGGUUUCUUUGAAUCCCAAGAUCGAGCUCUUACUGUGUGAAAAAGUGUUCGUGUAGCACUUCCCGUCCUGCUGAUUUCACUGUGUUCUGCUGAACUGACUCACUCCACUGCUUAGUUUGAACCUUGUUGUUAAAUGUUCAAAUGAUCAUUUUUGUAAUGUACAAAGUUUAAAGAUUCCCUGUUGCCCACUUGCUUCAAUGCAAUUGCGCUCUCUUGCUGCUGAAUCUGUGUGCUCAGCUUUCCUAUUAGCCGUUUUUUUUCAAAAACAUGACGAAAGCCUGACAAAAGACUCUUGAGACGCUUUACUGGCUUGUAUUAGUCUGAAAUACUGCCCUGUUUAAUUUUCAGAAUUAGCAGAGAAGAAAUUACCUUUAUAUGUGAAAAUCUGGAAUCUGAAGAUGCAAAAAACUCAAAGUACAGAUAAAAAUCACCUUUAUUAAUGUCCAGACGAAGCUGUUAAAAAUGCAUAUUACUAAUCAAAAAUGAAGUUGCGAUAUAUAUAUAUAUGGCAGAAAAUUUACAAAAUAUCUUCAUGGAACAUGAUCCUUACUUAACAUCCUAAUUGUUUUUGGCAUAAAAGAAAAGUCGAUAAUUUUGACCCAUACAAUAUAUUGUUGGCUAUUGCUACAAAUAUACCCGUGCUACUUACAACUGAUUUUGUGGUCCAGGGUCACGUAUUUAAGCAAAAUGGACAUUAUAACUGAAAUAUACCCAAAUAAAAGAGAACCAAAUCUGAUUGCAUUCUUGUGAAUUUGUUUAAAAUCUUUAUUUAUACCCAGCCCUGCUGCUGUUUGCAACUAAUAGCUAUUUAGGCACAGUUUUAGAAAGCUUACAUUCACCUUCCUCCGUUCUUGUACUGUAUGUAUGCCCAAUUUUCACAAUCCUGCAAAUUACAGCUAACUCGGUCUUAACCAUGUAAAGCCUUGAAAUAAUAGUAAAAAUAUUUAUUUUAGUAAAAACAAAUUGCAUAUUACAUUUUUUUUUUUUUUGAGUGUCAUAUUUGAUGUGACCCUGGACCACAAAACCAGUCGUAAGAGUCAAUUUUUUAAAUUGAGAUUUAUACAUCAUCUGAAAACUGAAUAAAUAAGCUUUCCAUUGAUGUAUGUCGUGUUAGAAUAGCAUACAAUUAGCAUAAAAUCACAAAAUGUCUGUGCUUAAUUUGUAUUUACGUGGUUAUGUUUGUAACUUUCGUCUUGUUGGAUUCAAUUUUUGGCUGAGACACAUCUAUUUGAAAGGUGCAAAAAAAUCUAAAUAUUGAGAAAAUCGCCUUUAAAGUUGUCCAGAUGAAGUUUUUAGCAGUGCAUAUUACUAGUCAAAAAUUAAGUUUUGAUAUACUUAUUGUGCAAAAUACCUUCAUGGAACAUGAUCUUUACUUAAUAUUCUAAUUUUUGGGAUAAAAGAAAAAUCGAUCAUUUUGACCCAUACAAUGCGUUUUUGGCUAUUGCUAUAAAUAUACUUGAGCUACUUAUGAGUGGUUUUAUGAUCAAAACUGUAACUUUAAAAAAACAUGCAAUGCAGUGCAAUACAAUAAUGAUUGAGAGAUCAUAUUUAAUACAUUUGAACGUGACCUUACUAAAAAAAGAAACAAAAAAUAUGGGUAAUCAAGUAAACCUACUCUAGGUUGUUUUAGUCCAGUAAAUGUUACAUCUUGAAAUAUUACAAUACCAACACCAAAUUAUACAAAAAGACUUUUACUUGAUAAAGUAUAAACUUAAUCAGACGACAGAAGGCAUGUAGUAAGGCAACAGGUUUUUCAGCAAAGUGAUUUUAGGAUGAAAUAUUUUUUGUUAAAUAGCCUGUGUAAUUUCAAAACAUUGUAAUAUGAAAGUUAAAUAUCUAUUCAAGGUGGCUUGUGUUAUUGGAUCGCCAGUACUUGUGAUAUGCCUGGACAAAGAGGACACUAUCUGAACUCUGUUAGACCAGUAGAGGGAGUACAGGCGGUAUUAAGAGAUUACGUGGAUAAAACCCAUCUCCAUUCAUCCUUUUUCUGUCUCUCUUCUCAUUACCCGUGUCCAUUAGCACCUCUCAUGGAGCUUUCUGGAUAUUAUGCAUGGAAGUGAUAGUCCAUCAGGUGUUUCUAUAGCAAUCUCUCUUUUUCUUUAAACAUGUACACACUCACUUGCAUUCAGUGCUUUUGCCCCAUACUGUACCCAGGCUGAGGCAAUGCUGAUGACUUGGGGAUGGUGCAGGAGUUGCCAUGGAAACCCCAUAGCUGGAGAGUGUAGAGGUAUAGGCAGGUCGGCUGGGCUUUUGUUAUGGAUGGAGUGUGUGAGUCUAGAGCAACACAAUAGCCCACUGAGACCAACUCACAGGAGAGGGAAUUUACUGGGAAAAUUGUGAUCCAUAAGUACUGUGAGAAAGGUUGGGAAGCAGAAAUAAUAACGUGCCAUGAAAGCAAAGUGAGAGGAACACUCCCUAUUUACUGAUGGGUGUUGGCUGUUCAACAGGUUAGGUAGCAUGUCUAAGUCACGCAUAGAAGGGUUGAGUAUUAAUAUAUAGCUUUAUCCAAAAGAACUACUAAAACUACUAUCAUUUUAAUUUAAAAAAAUACACAGCGUCUUGUUCAGAAAGUUUACUCUCCUAAUGCAUUGUAUUUUUCUUGAGUGACAGUAAAUGUUUAUAGCCUCACCAUGAAGAGAUGGAUGUCAAAAUCACACAGCCACUGUUUUAAAAUGGCUCAGAUAUUCAGAAGAUGCUGGAAAACCAAAGAAUGUGCAGGACCUGGAGGACUUUUCUAAAUAACUGUAAGCAGUUUAACUGCUCUGGACAAACAAAGGAAUUAACAAUUGAUGAAACUGAAAGAAAGAAAGAAAAAAGAAAUGUUUCACCUGUGGAUGAGGGUGUGAAUUUGCUGGUCGGUUGCCCACUGAUCAGUUGCCUUGUGACAAGGAUACUGAGUAACAAGGUUCACUAUGUUGCCAGUAUUUCGGAGUUGACGUUGGAAAGGUGGAGGCUACGUUUUAGUGAUAUUAACCACUCCCUAAAAGUGAUAAUGUUGACAUCAGUGUUGGACAAGUUUGCUGUGUGGGAGAGUAUGGCUCUUGAAAAGUUGACAGGCCACAGUUUUGAGAAUCACUCCUUCAGUGUGUCGUACAUACUGGACGAGGAGGCAGGAAGGGACGGGGGUGUAAGACCCCAGGUCCCGCGAGGGGCAUCUAAAAUGGGGACAGGAAGUCGGGAGCAGGAGUUUGGUCAGCCAGGAGCCACGGGAGGCCCCCAGGGGCCAAGGCAUCGUCAGCAAGACCUGCCUCUACGAAUCCUAGUACCCACUCAGUUUGUGGGAGCCAUCAUUGGGAAAGAGGGACUCACCAUAAAGAACAUCACAAAGCAGACACAGUCCAAGGUAGAUAUCCAUCGUAAGGAGAAUGCAGGAGCAACUGAGAAGGCCAUCACUAUCCACUCAUCUAAAGAGGGCUGUUCACAAGCCUGCAGGAUGAUCCUGGAAAUAAUGGAAAAAGAGGCCAACGACACCAAGAUUGUUGAGGAGGUUCCUCUGAAGAUCUUGGCCCACAAUAGCCUUGUUGGGAGACUCAUAGGAAAGGAGGGCAGGAACCUAAAGAAGAUAGAGCAAGAUACUGGGACCAAGAUCACUAUUUCUUCAUUACAAGACCUGACUAUAUAUAACCAAGAACGUACCAUCACGGUGAGGGGAGGAGUGGAAGAGUGCUGUAAUGCGGAGGUGGAGAUCAUGAAGAAACUUAGAGAAGCCCAUGAGAAUGAUUUGGCUUCACUUAAUCAGCAGACUAACAUGAUGCCAGGUCUGAACAUGAACGCCUUGGGGAUCUUCUCCUCUGGCUUGUCUGCUCUCCCUCCAGCCUCUGGUCUGCGUGGAUCUCUGUCCGGCCCAGCCAACUACAGCCCCCUGCUGGGACCCCCAUCAGUAUUGGGUGGUCUGUAUGGGGUUCCCUCCUCUGGAGCAAUAUCUCUUCAGCAAGGAAGUGCUGAACAGGAAGUGGUCUACCUCUUCGUCCCCACUCCGGCUGUAGGAGCUCUCAUCGGGAAGAAAGGGCAGCACAUUAAAGAGCUGGCACACUACGCUGGAGCCUCAAUAAAAAUUGCUGCACCAGACAAUCCUGAUGAUCCUGAAAGGAUGGUCAUUAUCACUGGACCACCAGAGGCUCAGUUCAAGGCACAGGGGAGGAUAUAUGGGAAGUUGAAAGAGGAGAAUUUUUUCACUGCUAAGGAAGAGGUGAAGUUGGAGGCACAUAUAAAAGUGCCUUCGACCGCCGCCGGACGUGUCAUCGGGAAGGGUGGCAAAACGGUCAAUGAGCUGCAGAAUCUCACCAGUGCUGAGGUGAUUGUACCACGGGACCAGACACCAGAUGAAAAUGAUGAAGUGUUUGUUAAGAUAAUUGGACAUUUCUUUGCCAGUCAGACGGCUCAGCGCAAAAUAAGGGAGAUCGUUCAACAGGUCAAACAGCAAGAGCGGAAACACCAGCAAAUGGUGCCAACACCCUCACAACCAUCAAAAUGAUCAGCAGACGCCAGCGAGCAGCAGCUAAUGAAUGUAGCUCAUGCGAGGACAAAUCGAAAUUCAAGAAAGAUUUCAAGAAAUAGACAAAGGGAGAGUGAGACAGAGUGGAAAACAGACAAGAGACAAAAGCUGAUGAAGUGGACCAGCAGUUUAAAACAACCAAAGACCUUAAAGCACAAAAACAUUUGGUCAUGCAGAUAUGAAUGAGGAUGAUCGAGAGCGUUAUCAGGUCAGAGAUCUUUUUAUGAUCACAGACCUGAUAUUUCAUAUUGAGCUCUUUUUAUUACUGAUUAAGCUGAUGUGAGCAUAUAUAGAGGAUUUGUGUACUGUGAAGUAGACUGCUGGAGGAGGUGAAUGCAAGCUGCAGGUAGAUUUCAUAGGGACUUGCAGGUCUAGUUGUGCAUUAGAUCUACUAAUUUAUUAAGAGAUACCUGUAUAAGAAAUUGCACAACGAUAUGUUAAUAAGAUGCUAAAAAUAAUUCUAUAUGUUUAGUCAACAGAAUUUUAUUUGGAAACUCAUUUCAGGCUAUUUAACGUGAGUAAUCAGAUUUAUUUGUUGACCUUUUACAGUAACUAAUUAGUACAGCAUGGUGACUAAAAACAUUAAGUAAUGUAUGUACAAAGGAACAUACAUGAUGUAAAAAGGUGCUAGCUGUGUGCCAGCAUUUCACUUCCAGUUCCUCUUUUCCACUGCUAAGUCUGAGCGUUUCUUCUCUGCUUGCUGCCCUGUUCUCUUUUCUCUCUUUUUUAUUCAUUUAUUUCUUUUUCUUAAAUGUUUCCCGACUUAUUCGUCACACAAAAUAAGAGCUGUCUGUGUGCCAACUGUAAGAAAAAAAAAUGUACGGUCCCUAAACAGAGUAGAUCUAGAUCACUGGGAAUCUAAUGCUGAUAUCCUGUACUCCCCAUUUAUGAUAUUAUACACACUCUUAAUAUUAACAGAAGAAUACCAUUCAAAGGUUUGUGGUCAGUAAGACUUUUUUUUUUUUUUUUGAAAGAAAAUUUUUGAUUCUGCAAAGAUGCAUUAAAUUGAUCAAAAGUGAAAGUAAAGACAUUUAUAAUAUUGCAAAAGAUGUAUUUUGUAAACUUUUCUAUUAAUCAGAAAAUCCUCAGUUUCCUCAGUUUAAAAAUUAUGAAGUUGUACAACUGUUUUCUUGAGCAGCACAUUAGAAUGAUUUCUGAAGGAUCAUGUGACACUGAAAAUUCAGCUUUGCAUCACAGGAAUAAAUUAUAUUUUAAAAUAUAUUCACAUAAAAAAAAACAGUUGUUUUAAAUUCGAAUAAUAUUUCAGAAUAUUCCUAUUUUUACGGUAUUUUUGAUCAAAUAAAUGAGCCUUGGUGAAAGACUUCUUUCAAAAACGUAAAAAAAAAAGUCUUACCAGCCAUGAAGUUUUGAAUGGUAGUGUACGCAUUUGAAAAAGUGCAAUCUGCACGUUGUUUGUAGGUCCUGUAACAGGAGACCUUUAACGUCUUUCUGAAACUCGUGAAUGUAUUUGAUGCAAAUGCCUUCUGCAAACAUGUACUUUCUGUGUAGCAAACAAAACUUCUCUUUUUCCCCCAUCUGAUUUCACAUGCUGAUUCACAUGUGAUUGCAUUAGGAAAUGUAAGCAUAGGCAGAGACGACGUAAAUGUCUAUAAAUGCGUUUUUGACAAAAGAGAAGAGCAAAGCCAAGACAAAGUGUGUUU
This is a messenger RNA of Labeo rohita (rohu), 6265 nucleotides long. It is a transcript of the gene igf2bp2b, whose product is annotated as insulin-like growth factor 2 mRNA binding protein 2b. NCBI's taxonomy places the organism in Eukaryota, Metazoa, Chordata, Actinopteri, Cypriniformes, Cyprinidae. Gene Ontology annotation, biological process: regulation of gene expression; nervous system development. Gene Ontology annotation, cellular component: nucleus; cytosol; cytoplasm. Gene Ontology annotation, molecular function: mRNA 3'-UTR binding. The transcript has 13 exons. Bases 2802 to 4583 code for a protein of 593 amino acids. The record is from RefSeq and is a predicted model, not a curated record.